AUGCACCAACACAACGUGAUCACCCUACAAAACGAAGACGGAACGAUGGAAACGAAAUUGAUGUUGAGCCCAGACGAGGAGAUCAGAAGAAACAGUGCUGAAGUGGAAAUUCCCCACAAUCAGCCUUCUAGCCCAAAACCGGCCAAGAAGAAGCUCGAGUUCAACAUGGCCUCGAAAAUCCAAAUCAUUCCCAACAAUCGACAGGGACAACUAAAUACGGGUUACAUUAAAACUCUGGGUGGAAUUCUGAAAGUUGCCGAGAUUGUCCUCUCUUUUAUGGCCUUCGUGUUGGCUAUUUGUGCUGAUCGAAACACGACGACGGCCUCUUGGACUGAGCACAUUGCUUUCCAGUCAACAGUCAUCACCACAGCUAUUCUUCUUGGAUACGUUUGCUUCCCACAUAUCACAAUCAGAGAUGAGUUGACAAGGGAGGGAUUGAUAGUCGUGGAACUUAUUUUCUACGGAAUCAACACUGUCUUAUACUUUAUUGCUAUCUGGCUGAUGGUCCAUUUAUCCAUUGGAUUCGGAAUGGACGGACGAGGAGCCGCUAUUUUAUGUGCUGUCGUUUGUUUGGCUAUCACAGUUCUCUUUGCCAUGGAGACCUUUAUGAAAAUCAAAGCCUGGCGUGGAGAGAACGAUGCCUCAACGAGAAUCGUCAACCGAGGAGUGCCAAAUGCU
Mesorhabditis belari is the source of this 678-nucleotide messenger RNA. NCBI's taxonomy places the organism in Eukaryota, Metazoa, Nematoda, Chromadorea, Rhabditida, Rhabditidae. The record is from the annotation of a GenBank genome assembly.